AUGCUGAUCACUCCCAGCCUUUUGGGCAGCCUCCUCGCCCUACUGGCCUCUCAGAGCGGCGCAGCCUAUGCUGCUGACUCGGAGCAGGCCAGUGAAGUCGGCGAGACUGUCAAGGGUGAUUACUUGGCUGAGGAGACGUUUCAGCUCACGGACGCCUCACUUCCCCAGAUUGAUGAGAUCGAUCCCGAUCAUGCCUCCCUUUUCUACCCUGAGAAUGCAUCCAAGCGUCGAAGUCUAAGUUCUCGUACUUCCACGAAAUGCAAGACUUUCCCUGGAGAUUUUCUCUGGCCCAAGGAGCCUGUUUGGAAGUUACUUAACCUCAUCACUGGUGGCGCUCUUGUCAAGACUGUUCCCAUUGCAGCGUCAUGCUACGAUAACCUUGGUGUUUACGACAAGACUCGAUGUAGUUAUGUCACUGACAAUUGGUCCAACUCCUCUCUGCAUAUCGCCGACCCAACCUCAGUCAUGUGGCCCUUAUACCAAGGUCGCACAUGCCAACCGGGCGAGACAGUUGUAGGCAACUGCACGCUUGGUGGCUACCCAUCCUACGUCGUCGAAGCGCAGAACGUUGCCCACAUACAAUUGGCUGUUAACCUUGCCCGAUCGCUUAAUAUGCGACUGGUGAUCAAGAACACGGGCCACGACUUUAACGGGCGAUCUGCUGGUGCCGGCGCCUUGUCGAUCUGGACCCAUCGCUUCAAGGGUAUCCAGUUCUUCAAGACCUAUAAGACCAAGUCUUACAGUGGACCUGCCCUCAAAGUUGGAGCUGGUGUUAUUGGCUCUGAGCUUUACCAGGCAGCUGAUAAGUAUGGUGUCACUGCUGUUGGAGGUGAAGGUUUGAGCGUGGGCUUCGCUGGAGGAUAUCUAGCUGGCGGUGGGCACUCGCCCAUGUCCCCUCUCUACGGAAUGGGUGCCGAUCAGAUUCUCAGCAUCGACGUCGUAACUGCAGAUGGCCAAUUUGUUACCGCCAACCAGGAUGAGAACACCGAACUAUUCUGGGCCCUCAGCGGCGGUGGCGGAAGUACAUACGGUGUGGCGACCUCAUACACCGUCAAGGCAUACCCCAAGAUCAAUGCUUCCAUCAUGACAUUCUCUUUCGGCACCAGCGAUACAGUCUCUUAUGAUACCUUCUGGAAGGCUGUGAAAGCUUACUGGAAGGCCAUUCCUACCUUCAAUGCUGCCGGUAACUAUGAGUACUGGGGUGUCUUUCAUGGAGAAGGCGACGCACUUAUCUUUUCCUUCUUCCCUUGGUUUGCACCCAACCAUACUCUUGCUGAAUUAAAGACUUUAACUGCGCCUCUUUUCAAGACCUGGAAGGACCUAGGUAUCGAGCCCGAUGUUGUCGCGUCUGAGCAUGAUAGUUACUAUGGAGCUUGGUCGGCCGGUUUCCCUCGGGAGGUUGUCGGCGGGGCUAAGACCAAGACUGCUGGUCGUCUCUUCCCUACUGAGAACCUUGUAGACCCAGCCAAAUUCGACAAGACCUUUGAUGCACUCAAGAGUCUUUCCGAUAAGGGCGGACAGGUCAUUGGGUUUGGUAUUACCGGAGGGCCAGGCCCUUACCCAGAUAACGCUGUCAACCCUGCUUGGCGAGGUGCUGCUAUGUGGGCCAUCUCUGUCAUUGACUUCCCUGAGGGCAGCUCCUGGGAUGUUGUUGCUGAGAAGAGCAAGACAUUGACAAACGAUUGGAUGAAGCCGUGGAGGGAUGUGACACCUGGUGGAGGUGCAUACGCCUCCGAGGCCGAUGUGACUGAGCCUAACUUCCAGCAGUCCUUCUAUGGUGCUGAUAAGUAUAAGAAGCUUCUUACCAUUAAGGACAAGGUCGAUCCUUAUGGUCUGUUCUAUGCGCUUCAGGGUGUUGGUAGUGAGCGGUGGUAUGUCACUGACCAAGUUCCUGGUGUGCCUACCCAGAAUGGUCGCCUCUGUCGCGUGUAG
Fusarium subglutinans is the source of this 1932-nucleotide messenger RNA. Its product is annotated as isoamyl alcohol oxidase. The record is from RefSeq and is a predicted model, not a curated record. Gene Ontology annotation, molecular function: FAD binding; oxidoreductase activity. Lineage: Eukaryota; Fungi; Ascomycota; Sordariomycetes; Hypocreales; Nectriaceae. The transcript is spliced from 4 exons. The coding region runs from base 1 to 1932 and encodes 643 amino acids.